This is a messenger RNA of Papaver somniferum (opium poppy), 1651 nucleotides long. Its product is annotated as probable tetraacyldisaccharide 4'-kinase, mitochondrial. The transcript has 9 exons. Lineage: Eukaryota; Viridiplantae; Streptophyta; Magnoliopsida; Ranunculales; Papaveraceae. The coding region runs from base 55 to 1272 and encodes 405 amino acids. Gene Ontology annotation, biological process: lipid A biosynthetic process. Gene Ontology annotation, molecular function: ATP binding; lipid-A 4'-kinase activity. The record is from RefSeq and is a predicted model, not a curated record.
UAACACCAUCGUGUUAAAGGGUCCAGUCGUAACUUUAGUCCCUUUCCGUAAACAAUGGAGAAAAUUAAAAGAGCAGUGAAUCAAAUAGCAUAUACAGACACAAAAUUAAUGGACCUCUCAAAACCCAAUCUCUUUUUUCUUCAAUGUUCUGUUAUUCCAUUCCUAUAUCUAUCUUCUGCCCUCUACAAACUCUCUCUUUAUCUCCGCCACCAGUUAUACCACUUUGGUUUCUUUCACAAACACAGAUUGCCUGUACCAGUAAUUAGUGUUGGAAAUUUAACUUGGGGUGGAAAUGGAAAGACACCUAUGGUUGAAUUUCUUGCUCGUUGGCUUUCUAAUGCUGGAAUUUCACCUCUCAUUCUCACUAGGGGGUAUGCAGGAGGGGAUGAGGCUAGGAUGCUUCAACGACAUCUUCUCAACACUUCUACAAAAAUUGGGAUAGGUGUGAACCGGGCGGCUACGGCUGCUCAAUGUUUUGAAAGAUUUGGUUACUUGGAUCCUUGUAAAAGUAUGUGCCUUGAGGGGCUUUGCUCUGACAAGAGUAUAGGUUUAGGUUCCAAAUCAGACAAAAUUGGUGUUGUAAUUUUGGAUGAUGGAAUGCAGCACUGGAGCCUGUCCCGUGAUCUUGAGAUUGUUAUGGUUAAUGGAAUCAUGCCAUGGGGAAAUACUUGUUUAGUUCCACUUGGACCUCUAAGGGAACCGUUAUCUGCCCUUCAACGAGCAGAUAUCGCAGUAGUUCAUCAUGCAGACUUGGUGUCUGAUCAAGAGCUCAAAGUUAUAGAAGCUACUAUUAGAGAGCUCAAACAGACCCUUCCAAUUUUUUUCACAAGAUUGGCUCCCUCAUGCUUCUUUAACGUUAAGGACUGUGACACCAAAUUGCCAUUAAGAGUGAUGCAUAAUAUGAUUAUAUUAUGUGUGUCUGCCAUUGGAUCUGCAAAUGCUUUCGUAUGGGCAAUUGAAAAGGUAGGGCCAGCUUAUGUUGAUCGAAUGGACUUUAUGGACCAUUACUUAUUCCAAAAGAAGGAUAUUGAGAUGAUACUAGAGAAAUUAAGACUACUUCAGAAAGAUUAUGGAACCAAGCCGGUUGUUGUAGUGACAGAAAAGGACUAUGAUCGAGAUCCUUUAAUUUUGAAUAGACUGGAUCCUUUUGUGGUUUUGGUUCUCUGUUCCCAAUUGGAAAUUGUUCCUUCUGUUGGAAAUACGGAGGUGACUUUUCAGAUAUUGUUAAAGCAGCUUUUGAAGAUUAGCAUUUCUAUAAGGGAAAGACCAUGAUAGACAAUCAAUGAAAAGGCAAAUCUUGGGAUCAUGGCAUUAUUACCGUCAAAUUACGUGGAAGUCAUCAAAUUAGUAUCGUACUUAAACGCACUUGAUGGCACCAUGUAUGAAUUAAGGGACGAGGUCGCAUUUGCCUGCAAUUAUACAAAUCAGCCACUUUUGGUGGUGGUGGUGGUGGUCGGGAGUGUAACCCAGUAGCCCAAACAAUCCCAGGUUUUCUGAUAAAUUUCCAAAUAUCAAACGCUAGUUGCUCACCGUCUGGGUUUGCACCAUGCGGGCUGCCUUACUAGCAUAUUCUAUGUGUAAAAGAUUAUUUGAAAUAGAACAAGAUCUUUAUUCUCUUUUUGAUAGAAAAAACAAGAACUUUUCUUGGAUA